CUUCAAAUGAAGAGAGAAAACCAAGGAACCGUUUAAACUAUAUGGAUGAGCUUCCUUUUCGAAUCAAUUAAGCUAGGAAAUGACAUGUGAAGUUCUUGGGGCUACUGCUUGUCGUUUUCCGCGUAUAUGAAAUUCGCAGCUGGAUAUUGUUAACCUCGGUGAACGAGAUGGGAAUUAGAUCGUCCUUACCGAUGGGAAUAAGACCAUUCUCAUGCGCCCAUUCACGGACUCCAUGGCCUGCAUGAUCCGAUCCCCAGUGCUUCCUCUCCUCUGGUUUGCUCAGGUGUAGCUUCUUGGUCGUUCCAUUGGCUGCGAUGAAGGUGAAGAAGACAUAGCGGUGCUUUCCGGUCUUUGGCGGUGGAGCAGGAGGUUUGUAUUUGAUGAUGUCCUUGAGGUGAUGUUUGGAUUUGGACUCUGAUGAGAAUUUCAGUUUAGAGCUGGCUGCGAUCCAGUGGCAGAAUUCGGACCAUUUGGGGUCAUCGCGGGAUGGCGCGUCGGGAUCGGUGAGGACGAUGACAUACGACAUGUGUUUGGAGAGUUGGGCACCGGCGAGAGCGUCAGAUUCGACCCUGUCAAGAUGGAUUACAGGCGCCUUUUUAAGAUGAUCGGGUUUGAGGGUAUUGCCCAGCGCGGCAGAGUCGUGCUUCCAUUUGACACGAAGGCUAAGAGCAGGCGGGAAGUCAUCAAUAACGGUGGGAAUGAUCUGAGCCUCGAGCAGUCUAUGCGGGUUAGCAGACGUCCUCAAUUGCGGUGAAGCUGACAGUACUUCUCGCGGAUGUGAUCCAGAUCUGUGUUAUGGGAGCCAAGCACUUGCUGCCCAUCACCCGCGACAACGCCGACAUACGCAGCCAGCAGAAGAGGGAGCCGCCACAACAUUGCGACGAGCAUCUUGAUACUUUGACUGAUUGAUUGAUGAAAUGGAUUGAUGAAGUCAGAGAGAGAAUCAAUUGAAGUGAAGAAUAAGAGAAUGUUUGGCGUUGAUGGUCCUUCCCCGCAAUCGACGUUGGGUUUCUCAGGCGACACAUCGUGAUGUAACGGCUACCUACCUCUGACGUGAGUGGAAAGUCUGAUGGCCUAUUUUCAAUGGCCCCAACGCUCCAGCAAACUUUAAUGGCAAUAUGAAAAUUAAUCGAGGCUAUCUGACUCAGAGUAAGAUCAUUGGAAAUAGCUGAUUAGACCAAAGGACAGCCAGCACCAGUCCACCAGAAUAGAACAUGUUAUACGUACAAUCAUCGAAAACGAAAUAGCUAUACUAAGUUUCUCGUUAUCACUCCAGAGCUUCUAUACACUACUAUAAUGAAUGUUGGGUAAUUGCAUUGGGGAAUGCUCUUAACAUGCAAUAUUCAGGGUAUAUAUACACAAAAGGAAAUAUUUUUAAUCACAGAAAUGGAUGCAAAACACGCUUGAGUUUCACAUCUGUGAGCCGAGAUAUCGCAAACACUUAUUUUUAACAACAACAACAACAACAACAACACUAACAACCAUUGAAAAUGCAUCUUGACCACAAGAUUCCAUGGCAUUUGAUUGCUCCCCAUUUCUCACUUACGCCAGCUGAUCAAGGGGCAAACUACAACCUGGCUGCGUUAGAUAUCCCCGAGCAGAAAGCGGUGAUCGGCCACUUUAACCGCGUCUUCUUGGCAACUAUCCGGGAAUUCUCAGAUACCGAGUCCACGAAGACAGACUCAACACAAAUCAGUGGAAAGCUCUUUUCCGACGAUGUCCUCUACUUCGCUGAGCGCCACUUCGGUCUCGGUCCCCAUGAGGAUAACUCGGCACUGCACAACCCGCUGAACUCAUCGCAUCAGGAUCUUGGAUACUGGAAACGCCGAGCAAAGGAUCUAGAUAGUGAUGUUGAGCCAUGCUACAGCACCGCUGAUGCCAACCUGGCCGACGCGGCAAAGAUGCUGGUCAUUGUAGCUGCUACCGCCGAUGACAAAACCACUCGUCGGGAGGCUUUAUCCGCGCUUGUCCGUCUGUCCAUCGAGGUUCCAAUAUCAGACCUGCGAGGUCUUCAUUGGGGUCACGCCUUCGGACUCGACCUUGUUGCUAGCGUGGCGUUGCAAAUGUACAUCUUCCUAAACCUCAUUGAAGCUGUCGAAUCUCGGGCAGCAGAACGGGUGCCGUUACUAUCUGUUGAACAGCUGCUGUCAUUUCUGAGCAACCACGCCCUUGAGAACUAUGACUUCCCUGCACAGAAUAUUCCGCACCGAGCUUUUUGGCAUUCUCUUGGGGUUACUGAGCCAUGGGUUGCCGGUUGGCGUAAGGGUACUCUUGAAGGGGACAAGGCGGUAAUUGAUCCGUUGGCAGGUGGGUCGGAUGAAGUUCAACACAAGGCGAGGAAGAGUUUGAAGAAAUACUUGAAGGACUGUUUUGCGAUUUUGUAUGCCUAUGAUGUGGUUUUGAGAAAUGCAGUAGGGUCUGAAAAGGCGGAUGAGUAUUGGCAGGACGAGCUUAAUUGGGUAUUCGAGUUGCUAUAAAGUCAACAAUUCAGAGCAGGCGUUCAAACAGCUAUCAUCCAGUGA
Molecule: messenger RNA, 2522 nt
Organism: Fusarium odoratissimum NRRL 54006
Lineage: Eukaryota; Fungi; Ascomycota; Sordariomycetes; Hypocreales; Nectriaceae
Exons: 1
Coding region: 1491-2477 (328 amino acids)
Source: RefSeq, a predicted model, not a curated record